GCUGAGUCCGUCACUAGUGACCUUGUGACGUAUACUCCUUGCGGCGGAUGCUCGUUCUCGUUCCUCGUUCACUGCACAUUUCGUGCCCACACUGCCUUCGACCAGCGUGUACUGUAGCAGCAACCUUGUGCAGCUGUCAAAUGGCAGCGAUGGCGUCCGCCUACUUGGCGAAGUCGCUGUACGACUACGAAAGCAAGGAUAACCGUUUAUUAAGCUUCAAACAAGACGAAAAGUUCAUAGUUAUCGAACAGUUAUGCAAGGAUCCCAAUUGGUACUAUGCAGUGAACGAAAAAGGCAUUGCCGGCUUUGUGCCGGUAACGUAUAUGCUCAAAGAAGAGAGCGAUAGUGAUCGGUUCUUAGAACUGGUAGAAAAAGCACUGGAUGCUUUGCAAAAUACGGCAUCCUGUUCGAAAGAUGAAAACGCCAGUUGUAUGAGUUUGCAAAGGAAAGCGCUUAGGUACAGUAACGCUCUGUUGAGACUUCAUCACUUGAAAGAAAGCUUACGGAACAGCUCAGAAGGACCUUUAAAAGACACUCCCAAAGAAACUGCAUUGGGACAUCAGUCUCCAAGUGACUUUCUGCACGAAGAGUACUCACGAAUAAAUGCGGAAUGGAUCUCAGAAAACUUAGCCAGAGCAGAACCGUUCCCAGAAGCUGGUUCCAGCAGUGCUGGUGCUGGUGAUGCACUUGAUUUGCCCAUGCUCUCUGCUGAACUGAUAGAGGAGGUCCGCCGCGAAACCCAGCUGAGUCACGCAUCAUCUCGUAACGCAGUACUGGCAGUACUGCAUGGUUUAGCCCAACGAGCACCACGUGCUCUUCCUUGGGGACAGCUCGUAGACUCUGUAUUGGCAUCACAAGACACUGAGAAGGUGCUGGUCACUAGCCGUGAUGGAGAACGAUUACGCCAUGUCCUUAGACAAUUGUGGUACUGCAAGAAUGACGAUCAGCAGCGUAGUUGGCCAAUACACGAAGAUGAAUCCCAUAUCGCUGGCCUUCUGGAGGAGCUGUACACACUUUUGGUUGAUGCAGAUCCUCGCGUGUGCCGUGAGAUGAUACGUGCUGAUGAAUACGAUUGUGUCACCACCCUCGUCCUUUAUUAUCAAAUGGAACCUCGUUGUUCAUUGCGAGUUUGGAUGCUUAGGGUUUUCUUGACUCUCUGUGAGCUCGACCUGCAGGUAGUGUCACUGCUUCUUUACUCUGUUCUACCUCUUGAGUUAGCCAGGGAUCUACAAGCGAACACUGAUGAUAUAGAAAGAAUGAAAUACACUGCCCUACUGCUUACAGUCAUUUUUUCUACUGGUGAAAACCCUCCAAACAACAUAUACGAACAUAUAGGGGAGGACUUUGUGAAGUUUCUUGUGGGACUCCUGGAAGCACCCGAAGCAGAAGAAGAGGUUGCUGAACUUGCUGUAGGGGCCAUGCUAGCCUUGAACCUUCAUCAAAUCUCUGAGGCGGACAACUUUGUACUGCGCGCCCUACGAACAGGUCCAAGGGAUAGCGCCCGCGCACUGGCACAGCGGCUGGUGCUCUUCCUCAACCGAGAAGACGAUCCAGCUCGGGUACUCACCCACGAAUUGAAUGUGCCAAAUUCGGUGUUGAAGAUCCUGGUGGAGUUGUUUGCGGACCCCGCCACUGCUGAACUGUUCUAUACAAAUGAUGUGUCAGUCUUAGUGGAUAUCAUUGCUCGGCAGCUCAGUGAUCUUCAGCUAGGUGACAAGAGGAGACCACUUUAUUUAAGGCUGGUGGGAAACGUUGUGAAGUCCACGGCUUAUGAGGGCCACAAGCACCAAGAGCUCUCUCGCUGCUUCCAAGCGGUACUCUCCAGUGAAACGGUGCCGGCAAAAGAAGCCACGCUUGUCGAGGACGUUCGGCUUUCUUGUCCGCAGUGGUUUUUGUCCGACUGAGUCGAGCAUGUACUGGAUGGUGGUACUGUGUAUUACUGCUGUUUGGGCAAGAGGUCGUAGGAUUUUAAAUGUGCCCAGGAGUCAUUCACUGUCUGGGUUACGGAGUCAAGAAUGCUGUUCACUCUAGUUAUAAGUGUAGAGAUUCCCUUUAUAUAUAUAUACAUUUUGUUGUGCAUUAGAAUUAGCGAUAUUGAUUUUGUUUAGAAUCUCCAAAUGGUGAAACACAAAUAGCGUGCCUGUCCGAUCCAGCUUCACAGUGGUACCUACUUGACAUCUGAAUAUUAGUGUGUUCGUUCCAUAGUCAUUUAUGAAGGCACUUCAGAUAAAGAUUAUUGUAGGUAUUAAAUUUACAAUAGCUUACACAAGGAUACUGAUCAGGCUUAGCCUGGCGCAAACUUAGGUAGCGUUGAAUUUGAUUUAUAUUGUUGAAUGAAAAUACUAUCCUAAUGUGGACUUUUGGCAUUUAUAAUAUUUAGAGCCUGAAGUUUUAAGGGUUUAACCCAAUUCUUCCCCGAAUUUGCACCCCAAAUUGAAGGUUGCCUCUUUAUGGUGAAACCCGAUUUUUACCUGGCAGAUUGCCCCUCAUUGAGACGCCUGUAGGAAUGCACACUGACUUCUUUGGCAGCAAAUUAAGUUACAUCACCGUUUGUACCAAACCAGUAUACAGCCAACCUGUACCAAUCUGUGUCGCCGUUUUUUGUUCCCAAGUCUCGGGGGGGUUUUAAGUUAUGGCACCAGCUCGCUUGCUACCUGGCUAUCCUUUCAGUACAGUUAGUUUGAGUAACUAAGCCCGAUUUUUCCUUGAAUUUAGCAUACUGGUAGUUUUUCCACCCGAAUUCGCAUGAAUUUAGGGCACAUGUUUAUUUACCCGAGUUUUACCCCCCCCCCUCCCCCCCAAAUUUAGAAAAAAAAAACUUUUUCCCGAAAACUUCAGGCUCUAACAAAAAUAUUGAAUAGUUUGUAAGUUCUGAAUAGACAGUUAUGGCAGUGAUUCUACGUUUCCCUGUACACCUUAAAGCAACCAAUCUCGGUUAUUCUGAUUUCUGCAGUUGUGCGUAAUUAUUUUAUUACAUUAGAAGUUUCUGACGAAUUUGUUGCGUUUACAUGUGACAAAAAAUUUUGGUUACGUAGGCUACCUCUAAUGGCAGGCAGAGAAAUAUAUACCUCUUCUGUUUUAUGUGGUCGAUGACUUCAAAAACUGAUUAUGUAUUUUCCAAUGCUCACAGUUUUUGCCUCAAGUGGGAUCAUUACAGCCGAGACUGGCUAUGUUACAUAAUAUACAAGUGAGAAAAUACUGCGUAGCAGUUUUUCUUAACUGAGGCUAUUCGAUAAAUACAAUAACAUUGCCAGCAAGGCCUCAACAAACCUGCAGCUGCCCUGGUUAAUAUACUACAUAGCGACAAAUGUGCUUUUGUAGCGAUGUGGGCUCGACACUGUCAUGUUCACAAAAAAUGCAGAACAAGCUUCUUGGAGCCUUGGUUGAGAGCCACUGCUGUAUAAGAUAAUGGCAUAAGAUAAUGGAUAAGAUAAUGAAUAAUGGCAUCCAAAAUCGCUGUAAUCCGACGAAUAGCUAACUUCUCACAUUCCAGGUUUUGCAUAAUGUAGGGAACAUAAGGAAACAUUCUUACAUGCGUUAUUCCAUGCGCACGUACAUGAUGAGGGUACCCUAGUACCCUGAUAUUUCACCUCUACUAUGUGUUUGUAAUCAAGGACUGAAGAACUGUCGAGACUGGAGCACCGCACCACAAGUCACCAAUGUCGUUCUUUGUGAAGCAUCACAUAGCUUUGUUUCUAGUCCAUGAAACGUCUGUAGUGCUUGAAUGCACAAUUUAUGUAACACUUAAUGGGUGUUUGUAGCUAUGUGAGUGAAGUGAUAUUUUACAUGCAAUACACAGCAAUACGUGGUGUACAUCUAGGUAACCAUCUAUAAUCUGCGCAUUUUGCAACCGUUAAUGCUGCAUGCUGCAUUGAACAUGUAUGUUGUGUAUCACCCUAGACAAUCUUUGAUAUGCUGAUUUUUUUUUUUUUUUUCAAAAAGUCAUCUGAAUUACUGUUUAACAUUUCUUUGUCCAUGCUUUUGUAGGUACUAUACUAGUCGUAACACUCGUUGAAUGCUAGUCGAAUCACACAUGAGCCAGAUAUACCCGUUUAUAGCAAAUUUCAUGGGAAGGUAAAUUAUGGUAUUGAUGACUGAUAUGAAUGAAGACAGCUGCUCAUGGGAAGAGUGUACGUGUGCAACACUUGAUGUACGAAGGAUUGUGUGUAUAUUAUGUUUAUUGUCGUAAGUUUUUACCACAAUCUGUACUUCUAGUGUGCCUUUGAUUGUGUAGAGUGUCCUCCGUGGUGGCUAUACUUUCUUAAUAUGAGGUUAUGGUUGCAGGCUAGUGGUACUGUGAUACAGAGAAGCUGAGGUCAUGUAACUCUAGACACAAACUCAUCAUAUCAUAUAUAUUGUGACACCUCGAAAGGUUUAUUGGGUGUAGUCUUUUUUUUCUUUUUUUGAUACACUGUAUGCGUGUAUUGCCGCUGUGCUGAUGUUACAUGUGACCGUGUUCUAGGGAUGCAGAUGGGACAUACGUACUACUAUACGAAUUCCAUGAACAACCAGUAUAUUUUUUCCUUGCAUUCAAGGUGAUAUUUUUUGCAAGUUCAUUUAUUGCACUAGUGAAGUAGCUUUAGUUGUAGUGCUCUUGCACUGCUCUAUAGCCUCUACAGCAUUAUGUUACACAAAGGUCACUUGUACAACACUGUUGAUUACACCAGCUUUGUAAUGGCAUUUUACAUGAAAUAUGUUUAUUUACACAUGCUUACUUAUUGGAUAAUCAGUUCGUUCUGUGUAGUGUGCACAUGUGAAUUUUUCAAUAUGAGUGUAUGAACAAUAUUUAGAGACCGUUUAUUAAAAUGGAGUUCAAGCCCAG
Molecule: messenger RNA, 4822 nt
Organism: Ornithodoros turicata
Lineage: Eukaryota; Metazoa; Arthropoda; Arachnida; Ixodida; Argasidae
Product: NCK-interacting protein with SH3 domain-like
Exons: 12
Coding region: 48-1904 (618 amino acids)
Biological process (GO): endocytosis
Molecular function (GO): protein binding; Arp2/3 complex binding
Source: RefSeq, a predicted model, not a curated record